Molecule: messenger RNA, 3376 nt
Organism: Entelurus aequoreus (snake pipefish)
Lineage: Eukaryota; Metazoa; Chordata; Actinopteri; Syngnathiformes; Syngnathidae
Product: splicing factor 3B subunit 4-like
Exons: 10
Coding region: 106-984 (292 amino acids)
Biological process (GO): regulation of alternative mRNA splicing, via spliceosome
Cellular component (GO): nucleus
Molecular function (GO): single-stranded RNA binding
Source: RefSeq, a predicted model, not a curated record
GUCACGGGCCUAGCCAGGGUUUUUUUUUUUUUAUCAGAGUAAAGCUCGUGCGAGCAUCGCCGUGGAAAACAAAUCUGCUAGACGUGACAAAAAAAAGACAUAAAAAUGGGGAUCGAAGCGGAAGCUGAACGAACGCUUUUUAUCAGGAACUUGGAUGCACGGGUGACAGAGGAGCUUUUAUUCGAACUGUUCUUGCAGGCAGGACCUCUGAUCAAAACAAAGAUCCCUAAAGACAUGGAUGGCAAGCAGAAGACUUUCGGUUUCGCUGUGUACAAAGACGAAGCGUCGGUGCCCUACGCCUUGCAGCUGUUUAACGGCUCGUCGUUGUUCGGAAGAACCAUAUAUGUGCACUUCCGCUCAGGUAGCAGUCCUAGCAAUAGUACGGGAAAUUUAAGUCCGACAAGUACCCCAAAUCCCCACGGCGUGAGGAUACCACCCCAGUUCACCACUCCAGCCUCCAUGCAAAGGUCCUUUUCGGCUCCUGAUAAUCUGCAAAAGCGUGCCAUGGCAGGACCUCUGAUCAGAACAAAGAUCCCUAAAGACAAGCAGAAUGGCAAGCAGAAGACUUUCGGUUUCGCUGUGUACGAACACGAAGUGUCGGUGCCCUACGGCAUGCAGCUGCUUAACGGCUCGUCGUUGUUGGGAACACCCACACAUUUGCAGUUCCGCUCAGGUAGCAGUCAUAGCAAUAGUACGGGAAAUUCAAGUCCGACAAGUACCCCAAAUCCCCACGGCAUGAGGAUGCCACCCCAGUUCACCUUUCCAGUCUCCAUGCAAAGGUCCUUUUUGUGUCAUGAUAAUCUGCAGAUGCAUGCCAUGGGCGUCUACCAUGGAUCUCCACCUCACUCUCUUCUGUGCGAGGGUCUUCGCUUCUUGCCAGGAGAUCCCAAUCUUGGCCAGUUCAUCAAGAGUGGACCGCCUCCAGUUGAGUUUUGGUCUCCCUGGCUUCCUCUUGCCAUGCCUGGAUUCUCGGAUCCUUACUAAGUGUCUACAUUUGAUAUCUUGUUGGGCCACCAAAUCCUCAGUUUCACAGCCAUAAAGAAGGACAGAUUUUACAUUUGUAUUGAAGAUUCUGAUUUUGGUGUUUCUGGAGAGCUGGGAAGAGAGCCAUACAGGUCGGAGAGUUCCAAAGGCAUGUCUUGCUUUGCUGAUGCGCAGCUCGACAUCUUUAUCAGCUCCUCCAUCUGUGCUGAUGUUGCUUCCCAGGUAGACAAACUCGACCACAUCUUCCAGGGGGUGCUCCUCGAUUGUGAUAGGUUGAUAGGAUUUGGUGUUGAGCCUCAUGACCUUGGUCUUCCCAGUGUUUAUCCUGAGGCCUAUCUGUUUACUGUGUUCAUGCAAUCUGGUGGUCUUGCGUUGAAUGUGUGUGUUCCUGAGAUCAGAGCCAGGUCGUCAGCAAAAUCAAGGUCUUCUAGUUCAAAAGGGUUCCACUGUUAUCCUGUCCUCUGGCCAUCCACUGAAAUUUUCAUUGUCCGGUCGAUGGAGAUAAGGAAGAGGGGUGACAGUAGACAGCCUUGCCGUACUCCUGUUUUUAUAAGGAGGGUGUCCGAGAGCUUACCAUUUGAGAUGACUUGACCUGUGAAUCCAUCAUACAUGCAUUUGAUAAUGUUGACCAGUUUUAUUGGAAUUCCAUAAUGUCGGAGCAGUUUCCAUAGGAUGUUUCUGUCUAGACUGUCGAAAGCCUUUUCAAAGUUGACAAAGUUUAUGAAUAGCGAUGACUGCCGUUCGAUGCACUGUUCGACAAUUAUUCUGAGUGAUGCAAUGUGAUCUGUACAGGAGUUGUUUUUCCGGAAACCUGCUUGUUCCUUCCUGAAAAUCUUAUCCAGUGGUUCUUGUAUUCUGUCCAGGGUAAUUUGGCAGAGGAUUUUGCUAGGGACUGAGAGGAGUGUGAUGGCUCUCCAGUUUUUACAUUCGCUGAGGUUUCCUUUCUUCGGAACUGUGACAAUUAACCCAAUUAAAAGUUUAUCUAGCUAGGAGUAAUAGUGUGCGACAUGGACAAAAAUGUAUAUCUCGUGAUAGGUCAUUUUUAGGGCUGUCAAAUAUAACAAGUUAUUGCACGUGAUUAAUCACACAAUUUAUUUUGGUUGCACAUUCUCCUUUAUCUUAACCACAGUUAAAGACCUGAAAACAGUCACAGGUUGUUAUACAGUCAGUGAUCAGGUCAAUGCAUACGUCAGUGCAAAGAUGAGUGAGGAGACUGUUAGAUUUUGCUUGAAAAUACACCCCAAUGUUUUUGAGGCAGCGGUAACAAAGAAAGCUACCGGGAGAGACAAGUGGUAGAAAAUAGAUGAAUGGAUAUAAAUUAUAAUAUAUUUUUCUUGAAAUCUGUGCUGCUCACUGCUCCCCUCACCUCCCAGGGAGUGGAACAAGUGGAUGGGUCAAUUGCAGAGGUUAAUUUCACCACACCUAGUGUGUGUGUGUGUGACUAUCAGUGGAACUUUAACUUUUUAAUUAUUGUUGACAUUGAACAAAGAGAACACCAUCCAUCCAUCCAUUUUCUACCGCUUGUCCCUUUUGGGGUCGCUUUUCAACCACUGUGCCGCGUCACGAUACAGCCUGGUGUGCCGUGGGAGAUUAUCUAAUUUCACCAAUUUAGGUUAAAAAUAUUUUUUGCAAAUCAGUAACUAUAGUCUGCAAAUUAUGUGUUGUUGUUGAGUGGUCUGUGCUGUCUAGAGCUUGGCAGAGUAACCGUGUAAUACUCUUCCAUAUCAGUAGGUGGCAGCCGGUGCUAAUUGCUUUGUAGAUGUCGGAAACAGCGGGAGGCAGUAUACAGGUAAAAAGGUAUGUAAUGCUUAAACCAAAAAUAAACAAAAGGUGAGUGCCCCUAAGAAAAGGCAUUGAAGCUUAGGGAAGGCUAUGCAGAACGAAACUAAAACUGAACUGGCUACAAAGUAAACAACAACAAAAUGCUGGACGACUGCAAAGACUUACUGUGGAGCAAAGACGGUGUCCACAAUGUACAUCCGAACAUGACAUGACAAUCAACAAUGUCCCCAUAAAGAAGGAUAGCAACAACUUAAAUAGUCUUGACUGCUAAAACAAAGCAGGUGCGGGGAAUAGCGUUCAAGGAAGACAUGAAACUGCUACAGGAAAACACCAACAAAACAGGAUGAGCCACCAAAAUAGGAGCGCAGGACAAGAACUAAAACACUAGACACAGGAAAACAGAAAAAAACUCAAAAUAAAUCACGGAGGACAGAGGACAUAACAGAGGUGAUGUGACAGGUGGUGACAGUACACCUACUUUGAGACAAGAGUUAUAUUGAUGCAUGCUUGGUUAUGGUUUAAAGUCAUAUCCAACAAUUGCGACAACGACUUUUUACUGUCAACUGAGUUUCGUUUUUUUAUGAAAAAAUGUGCCUUGGCUCAAAAAAGG